AUGAUGCCAGUGCCGUAUUCUGAGAUGAAAGGGUUUCGAAAUAGUUCCGUGAGCAAGAAAAGUCACCGAAAGCCUUGUUGUCCUUGUUGUUCCUGUGAGGAUAUACGCCCUAGUAAAACAAAGCCAAAAUGCACUCCCACCAGAGUUGGACCACUGAACAUGAUCGAGUCGGAGUACAUAAAGAAUCUACAGUUACAGAUUCACUAUCUAGAAAUGGAAUCGAAGUAUCUGUGGAAGCGAGCUCUGGAACAGGAUGACUCCAGGAAAAUGGAUGAAGACCGUAACUUCGACGAUCAGUCUUACCUGAGAAACAAAGCGAUAGGUUCCAGUUGGGACAAGCGUGAAAGCACUUAUACAAACAAAGCCACCAGAGAAUCGCCAAGAACUUAUUCUUCAUUAAAACCUGAAGAUUACGGAAAAUACAAAUCUGAUAUACCUAAAUCUCCGGUCUAUGACAAGCCGAGUGUACAUGACAGAUCUAGUGCACUAAAAUCUACAUCGUAUAAAAGCAUGUAUGGCACACCAGGUAAGUAUGACACGUCUUUUACGAAGACGGUCGAUCACACAUCUCGUGGUUACACGUCUCCAACUUACACUUCCCGUGCAUACAGUUCUCGUGAUUACACUUCGCGGGGUUACACUUCACGUGGCAUCACUUCCGAUUACAAUCAAUGUGAUUCCGAUAUCAACGACGACUUGGAGCGGCUGAUUAAGAACGUUAAAUGCCAGGAUGCUAAUCUCAAGCGGCUAUCCACGGAGAAAGCGAAAAUCGAUGAAAUGCUUAACCAAGAGAAACAAAUGCACGCCAAGAACCUGCGUAAAGCCCAGGACGACCUGGAAAGAUUGCGCAGGGAGCUGGACAACGAACGGCAGCAGAAAAGACAAUGCGAAUUGGAAAUAAAUCGGUUGACAGACGACGUGAGGGAGAACGAGAACAAUCUUCGUCAGCUCCAGAUGGACAAGUCGAUGUUAGCGAACCAGAUGGCCCAGCGCGACCACCAGCUGCAGUCAGUAAAAGCCAACUUUGAGGACACCCGGAGCGGCCUGCAAAGACGCGAAACGGAAAUGAACGAACUCCAAGAUAAAUACGACAAGUCACAUGAUAUAUUUAACCAGAUGGCUUCUGAAAUGCGAGAGGAGCAGAAAGCCCUUAAAGAACACCUCUCCAGCGCUGAUAUAAAGAUCCAAGAGCUGGAGUCAAAUCGGGACGUCCUUGCCGAGAAAAACGGCCAACUUAUCAAAGAGAACUCGUUCCUGGAUCAAGAGGUCAACAAAUUGCAAAACCAAUUGCAACAUGAGAGGGGUGUUUUGGCCGAGAAAGAGAAACAACGAGAGAUGGCCGCUGAUAAGAUCUCUUCGAUGGCAAACGAUAUCAAAGCGAUAAGGAAAGAACUGCAGGAAUCCAAGCAGAAAGUAUCCGAGUUAGACAGCAAGCUACAGGAGACGAUGGAAAACCUUUACGCUCAGGAGUCGCAGAACGAACGCCUGGAUAAAAUGCUGACUUCUGCAACGAGCCGGGUCAGUGAGCUGGAGUCUAUUCGAGAGAGACUAUCUGCUGAUAUCAAAGAACUCCAGGACGAAAGAUCGUCGUUGUUAGACCGGACAUCGCUACUGGAAUCGGAACUUUGCUACCAACGAGGAGAGGUGGAGCAGCUGCAGUCCAAAGCGCAGAAUUUAAAUUCACAACUUAAAGAUGUGGAAGAACUAAAAAGUCUGCAGAACUCGCUCCAAAUGCAGAAAUGGGGAGAAUUUGGUAAACUGGCUAAUUCCAUGCAAAAUCUAUCACGCUCCAUGUGCCAGAAUCGUGGAACAACGCUAAUUAUAGAAACUGAAUAA
Messenger RNA from Acanthosepion pharaonis, 1836 nucleotides. Lineage: Eukaryota; Metazoa; Mollusca; Cephalopoda; Sepiida; Sepiidae. The record is from the annotation of a GenBank genome assembly.